ACCAAAUCGAACAGGAAGACAAAAUAAAUAAAUAAAAAAGUGAAAAAAAAGGGCUUUCGAGAGAGAGAAAAAAGGGAGUGUGGGCAAUCCCCCCAAACCCUUCUCACAUUUGGCGCCUAAUUAGCUCUCAACACCGAAUUCACCAUUAUCAAAAUCAACUUCUCCAAUUCCCCAAAAUCACCAUUGUUAACCCAAACCCCGUAACCUCUCUCUCCCCCACUCAUCGCCAAUGACCCAGCCUCAGCAGCAACCUCCCGUUCCGCCUCCGCCUCCGCCGUUGGGUGUUAUGCUUCCUGGUGGUGUUAGCCCUGGAACAGUCCAGGUCCGGUGUGCCGGUUGUCGUGCGAUCCUGACGGUGACUUCGGGGGUGUUGGAGUUCGUCUGCCCUACCUGCAAAUUGCCCCAAAUGCUUCCACCGGAGCUCAUGAGUAGGGCUCACCAGAAGUACGUUGCUCCGGCGGCUUCUUAUACUAAUCCUCCUUCUUCAUCUUCUUCUUCUCCCCAAGUGCCGGCACACGGCAUCGAUCCCACAAAGAUCCAGCUCCCUUGCGCCAAUUGCAAGGCCAUCCUUAAUGUGCCCCAUGGCCUCGCUAGGUUCUCUUGUCCGCAGUGCGGGGUUGACCUUGCCGUCGAUGUGUCCAAGCUCAAGCAACACUCGCUGACCCCCCCAUCCCCGCCUCUUCCUCUUCUUCCUCCUCCACCCGAGGAGGUCAACGAGGUGGCCAUUGAAGUGGAAAGGGAAGAAGACGAAGGGGGAACAGCCGGAGAUACAUUUACAGACUAUCGCCCUCCAAAAUUAUCUAUUGGACCUCCUCAUCCAGAUCCUAUUGUGGAGACAUCUUCCUUGUCUGCUGUACAGCCACCUGAGCCUACUUAUGACCUUGAAAUCAGGGAUGACUUGGAAGUAUCCAAGGCUUUGUCAUGUUUGCAGAUUGAGACAUUGGUCUAUGCUUGUCAGAGACACCUUCAUCAUCUUCCUAGUGGUGCUAGGGCCGGAUUUUUUGUUGGAGAUGGAGCAGGCGUGGGUAAAGGUCGAACAAUUGCAGGGUUGAUAUGGGAAAAUUGGCAUCAUCAUAGGAGGAAAGCAUUGUGGAUUUCUGUUGGUUCAGACCUGAAAUUUGAUGCAGAAAGAGACUUAGCAGAUGUGGGCGCUAAAGGCAUAAAGGUUUCUCCAUUGAACAAGCUGCCAUAUACUAAGCUAGAUUCAAAGACAAAUAACAUCAUGGAGGGAGUUAUUUUUUUGACAUACAGCAGCCUCAUUGCAUCCUCUGAGAAAGGUCGUUCUCGUUUGCAGCAGCUUGUUCAGUGGUGUGGACCUAAUUUUGAUGGUCUCAUUAUAUUUGAUGAGUGCCACAAAGCUAAAAAUCUGGUACCUGAAGCUGGAAGUCAGCCAACACGAACUGGGGAAGCAGUUGUAGAAAUUCAGGAUCGACUUCCCGAGGCUCGUGUUGUUUACUGCUCAGCAACUGGUGCUUCUGAGCCUCGCAAUAUGGGUUAUAUGGUUCGUCUCGGUCUUUGGGGAGCUGGAACAUCCUUCCUUGAUUUCCGAGACUUUUUAGUUGCUCUGGAGAAAGGAGGUGUUGGUGCACUUGAACUUGUUGCCAUGGAUAUGAAAGCAAGGGGAAUGUAUGUGUGUCGUACACUUAGCUACAAAGGGGCAGAGUUUGAAGUUGUUGAAGCACCGUUAGAAGCUGCUAUGAUGGAGAUGUACAAAAGAGCAGCAGAAUUUUGGGCAGAGUUACGAGUAGAAAUACUGACUGCACUUAGUGCCUAUGAGUCCGAGAAACCUAAUUCUAGCCAAGUAUGGCGGCUAUAUUGGGCCAGUCAUCAGCGUUUCUUUAGACAUAUGUGCAUGUCAGCUAAGGUGCCUGCUGCUGUAAGACUAGCUCAGCAAGCAUUGCGUGAAGAUAAGUGUGUGGUUAUUGGCCUUCAGAGUACUGGAGAGGCGAGAACGGAGGAAGCUGUUACAAAAUAUGGGCUUGAACUUGAUGACUUUAUUUCUGGACCUCGAGAACUGUUGCUGAAAUUUGUUGAAGAAAACUACCCGUUGCCUGAAAAACCUGAACCUCUCCAAGGGGAAGAUAGCGUCAAGGAGCUUCAGAGAAAGAGGCACUCAGCAACUCCUGGCGUUUCUAUGAAAGGGAGAGUGAGAAAAAUUGCAAGAUGGAAACCUGCAAGUGAUGUUGAAAGUGAUGAAGAAUCUGAUUCUAAUUCUGGUCAUGAGUCUACUGAAUCAGAUGAUGAGUUCCAAAUAUGUGAGAUUUGUAGCUCUGAAGAGGAAAGAAAGAAAUUACUUCAGUGCUCUAGCUGUGGUCAGCUUGUCCAUCCUGCAUGUCUUGUUCCUCCAGUGACAGAUUUAGUCUCAGGAGAUUGGUCAUGUUAUACCUGCAACAUAAAAACCGAGGAAUAUCUUCAAAAAAGACAUGCCUAUGUAACAGAGCUUUUAAAGAGGUAUGAAGCAGCUUUAGAGCGUAAGUCAAAAAUUUUGGAGAUAAUUCGAUCUAUGAAUCUUCCAAACAACCCUUUAGAUGACAUUAUUGAUCAGCUUGGAGGCCCUGAUAAAGUGGCAGAAAUGACUGGUAGGCGUGGCAUGCUUGUGAGGGCAUCUAAUGGGAAAGGUGUAACUUAUCAGGCACGGAACACAAAGGAUGUCUCCAUGGAAAUGGUCAACAUGCAUGAGAAGAAGCUAUUUAUGGAUGGUAAGAAGUUGGUUGCUGUAAUUUCUGAGGCUGGGUCAGCGGGUGUUUCAUUGCAAGCAGAUAGAAGAGCCUUGAAUCAGAAAAGAAGGGUGCAUUUGACAUUAGAACUUCCAUGGAGUGCUGACCGUGCCAUUCAACAGUUUGGAAGAACUCAUCGAUCAAAUCAAGCAUCGGCCCCUCAAUACAGACUACUUUUUACUAACCUCGGGGGAGAACGCCGGUUUGCUUCUAUUGUUGCCAAGAGAUUGCAAUCUCUUGGAGCCUUAACACAGGGAGACCGCAGGGCAGGGCCAUCUUUGAGUGCCUACAAUUAUGAUAGUGCUUUUGGAAAGAAGGCCCUUGUGAUGAUGUAUAAAGGAAUCAUUGGACAGGAUUCUUUGCCAGUUGUGCCUCCUGGGUGUUCAUCUGAAAAUGAUGAUGCUAUCGAAGACUUCAUUGCAAAGGCACAAGCUGCUCUUAUGGCAGUAGGAAUAGUUAGGGAUGCUUUUAUAGGUAAUGGGAAGUUUGGAGCUCGUAUAGUUGAAUCUGACAUGCAUGAUGUUGGUCGUUUUCUCAAUCGCAUAUUAGGACUGGCACCUGAGAUUCAAAAUAGGCUGUUUGAGUUAUUUGUUAGCAUUUUGGAUCUUCUUGUUCAAAAUGCUCGAAUUGAGGGAAAUCUCGACUCUGGGAUUGUUGAUAUGAAAGCUAACAUUGUGGAACUACAAGGAAAACCAAAGACUGUUCAUGUUGAUGAAAUGUCUGGGGCAUCUACAGUGCUUUUUACAUUUACGUUGGAUCGAGGGAUCACAUGGGAGUCUGCAAGUACCAUGCUCGAAGAAAAACAAAAGGAUGGGCUUGGUUCAAGCCAUGAUGAUUUCUAUGAAUCAAAACGGGAAUGGAUGGGAAAACGUCACUUCAUUUUGGCAUUUGAAAGUUCUACAGGAAUGUACAAGAUAGUACGUCCUGCUGUUGGAGAGUCAGUACGGGAAAUGUCUUUGGUAGAGUUGAAAAGCAAAUACAGAAAAACUUCAUCUUUAGAGAAGGCUCGCCGUGGCUGGGAAGCUGAAUAUGAAGCUUCAUUGAAACAGUGCAUGCACGGUCCAAAAUGUAAGCUAGGCAACUUCUGUACUGUUGGUAGAAGAGUACAAGAAGUUAACAUUUUAGGUGGCCUCAUUCUUCCAGUCUGGGGCACAAUUGAGAAAGCUCUUUCUAAGCAGGCCCGUCAAAGCCACAAGCGACUUCGAGUUGUGCGGAUAGAAACUACUACAGAUAGCCAGCGCAUUGUUGGAUUACUUGUUCCUAAUGCGGCAGUUGAAACAGUACUCCAAGGCUUAGCUUGGGUUCAGGAUGUUGAUGAUUAAAGUGAAUUAAUAAUCAGAUGGGUUGUUGGAUGUAGUCGUAGAUACCCCCAAGAUUAUGCAGAUGCUUCUGGUUUCUGAAGAAUUUAAUGUCAAAAUAAAAUUACGAGGAACAAAAGGAAAAAGUGAAGCAUCAUAAUUUACGCGAAAGAGAUGAAGAAAGAAGUAUUUCUGCAACCUCAAAUGACAACUGUGCAGUCUCAUUCUUAUUGAUUUUUGUUUAUUAUGGCUUAAUUUUUUGGCCUUGUAAUUUUGUUAAAUGCUACAGACAAAAGGUCUCACGAAGAUGCUAAUAGUUUUGUAAUUGACAGUACAAUUUUAAUGGAAAUGAAAAUGAUAGAUGAAAUAUUAAAUUUCA
Molecule: messenger RNA, 4394 nt
Organism: Humulus lupulus (European hop)
Lineage: Eukaryota; Viridiplantae; Streptophyta; Magnoliopsida; Rosales; Cannabaceae
Product: protein FORGETTER 1
Exons: 32
Coding region: 230-4039 (1269 amino acids)
Biological process (GO): regulation of DNA-templated transcription
Cellular component (GO): nucleus
Molecular function (GO): histone binding; chromatin DNA binding
Source: RefSeq, a predicted model, not a curated record